UUGUCUGAGUGUGUUGACACUGCGUCUGCUGCUUGGAGACGGCUCCAAGUGGCUUGGUUCGCGGGAAGCGCGCCGGGAUAAUUACAGGUUGUGGUUGGCCAUCUGACGGACGUCAGGUGUUCUUGGCUUGUGCGGCCGUUAAGCGUUUGUCUCGGCUGACAACACUUGUUGGCGUCUGAUCUCACCUCCCGUUCUUAACGGAAGCAGCAUGUACCACAGUGUACUCAAUUACUUCCGAAAUCUCAGCUGGAGUGAAGAUGAAGAGGAGAUAUUGUGUUAUACUCGGGAGCUCACCAUUGAGGAUUUUAAAGUCCUCACCCUCCUCGGCAAAGGCUCCUUUGCCUGUGUUUACCGGGCAAAAUCCAUCAAGACAGGUCUGGAGGUUGCCAUCAAAACGAUUGACAAGAAAAUGAUGCACAAAGCUGGGAUGGUCCAGCGUGUGACAAACGAGGUCGAGAUUCACUGCCGCUUAAAGCACCCUUCGAUACUCGAGCUGUACAAUUACUUUGAAGACAAGAACUACGUGUACCUGGUGUUGGAGAUGUGCCAUAACGGGGAGAUGGGGCGCUACCUGAAAGAGCGCAAGGUGCCCUUUUCUGAGGAGGAAGCGAGAAACUUCAUGCAUCAAAUCGUGAAAGGGAUGCUCUACUUGCACACGCACGGCAUCUUGCAUCGGGAUCUCACCUUGCCCAACCUGCUGCUCACCAGCAACAUGAACAUUAAGAUCGCAGACUUCGGCCUGGCCACCCAGCUCAAGCUCCCCAACGAGAAACACUUCACCAUGUGCGGGACACCCAACUACAUCUCCCCCGAGGUGGCCACCCGCAGCGCUCACGGCCUGGAGUCGGACGUCUGGUCCCUGGGCUGCAUGUUCUUCGCCUUCCUGAUGGGCCGCCCCCCGUUUGACACGGACACGGUCAAGCACACGCUCUCCAAGGUGGUACUGGGGGAUUACGAGAUGCCCGACCACAUUUCUCCACAAGCCAAGGAUCUGAUCCAUCAGCUACUGCAAAGGGAUCCCGCCCAUCGGCCCAGCCUGUCCGCCGUGCUGGACCAUCCUUUUAUGACCCGGAGCCAGCCAGGCAGGACCAAGGAGCUGGGCCCGGGUGACGACAUCUCCAUGGACAGCGGGAUCGCCACCACCUUCACGGGCUGCGCCUCUUCCACGUCGGGCAGCGGCGGGAGCCGCCUCCAGAGGAGGACGAGGCACGUCGUUGGCUUGGCCCUGCCCAACCGCAUGGCGGCCGUGCCCAGUCACCCGCUCCAACCCAGUCGGGCCUGUUUUGAGGACACAGACCAGUGGCGGCGGCAGCAGCAUCCACCGGACAGGUUUUACCACGAUGGAAGGGGCAGGCCGCCUCACGGGGGAGGGAGUGACAACCCCCACUACCUACGUCGAGCUCACUCCUCCGAUCGCUUCGGCUCCUCCGGACCACUCCAUGGGCCCGAUCAAGCCGAGCAAGGUCGGUGUUACUCAGAAGAAUCGCUGCCAGUUAUCGGAAGAGCACCUUUUCCCUCGUCCUCGACUCCUCAUCCAUUCUCGGAACAUGGGCAGUUUCCUUCACCUCCUGUCAAGCAGUCUUCAAACUCGGAGUACUUGUUCUCCACUCACACGGCACAUCCACCAAACCUUCAAUAUCAAGACAUGGAGGGAGGAGUCACUAACUGGCUCAACAAUGAUGGAUGUGGUCUGAGGCCCCUCGACAGAAGCGCUCACAGCAGCGGCGGCAGUUUCCACAGCGACAGAGGACACGGCUCUUGGACGGAAAAGCCCGUAAACCGGUCCGCCGACCCCCACCGUGGCCUGCAUUGCCCCCACCCCUCCGGCUUGGACGUCUACCAGAGAGAGAAUAUACCUGGACCCCACCUCCAGCCUCCUCAUUGCUCGCCGUCCUUCUCCUCCUCCUCCUCCUCCUCCUCACAGCAGCCCUCAGCCAAAGCCGCCGUUGACAAGGAGAAGAAGACGCUGAGAGAUCUCGUCCCGCCUCUGUGCGCCUCCAGGCUGAAGCCCAUCAGACAGAAAACCAAAAACACUGUUGUGAGCAUCUUGGAUACGGGCGAGGUGUGCAUGGAGCUCUUAAAGUGCCAAAAUGGACAAGAGAGGGUCAAGGAAGUCCUUCGGAUUUCCUCUGACGGUUCAAUGGUGACGAUCUACCAGCCCAAUGGUGGCAAAGGCUUUCCUGUGCUGGACUGCCCGCCUGCGCCCCCUGAAGAUAUCCUCAUUUGCAGCUAUGACGAUCUUCCGGAAAAAUACUGGAAGAAGUACCAGUAUGCCUCCAAGUUUGUGCAGCUGGUCAAGUCCAAGACCCCCAAAGUGACCCUUUACACCAAGUAUGCAAAGGUCAUGUUGAUGGAGAACUCACCCAACGCUGACCUGGAGGUCUGCUUCUAUGAUGGGGCAAAGAGCCACAAGACGUCAGAGCUGUUGCGAGUCGUGGAGAAGAGCGGCAAGUCGUACACGGUGAAGGGCGAGGUGGGCCUGAGCGGCCUGAGCGCCGAGAGCCGCAUGUACGCCGAGCUGUCGGACGAGGGCCACCGCGUGUGUCUGUCGCUGGAGGCCGCCAUCGAGGUGGAGGAACGAAACACACAGAAAGGGCCCUUCUUCCCCAUCAUCAUUGGAAGGAGGCCCGUCAUCCCCGACUCUCCAAUCUUGACAUCGCCUCCCUCGCAACCUGCUCCUCCCGAUCAUGUUUCGCCUCCUCGGCCUCCAAAAAUCACUCCUCCGAUGAUCUCCUACGACGGCUCUGAUUUCAACUCGCCCAGCCUGAGUAAAAAAAGCUCCCCCGCGUGUCAGGAAGAGCUGCAGAACACCAGCAAAGUGGUCAAGUCCAUUUUUGUGCCCAACGUGGGCUGGGCCUCGCAGCUGACGGGUGGCGAAGUGUGGGUGCAGUUCAACGAUGGCUCUCAGCUGGUGGUCCAGGCCGGAGUUUCCUGGAUCUUUUACACUUCUCCUGAGGGAUGCGUCACCAGGUACAAGGAGAACGAUAAACUUCCUGAGCAUGUCAAGGAGAAGCUGCACUGCCUCUCCACCAUCCUCGGCCUGUUGGCCAAACCGGCAGCUCGUCAUCCACAAGCACAUUAGCAUUUACUUCUUCACCUCCUUGUAAAUAUCUAUGUGUUUAUGUAUGUUAGAUGGCUUUCUUCUUCCCCCCCCCUUUUUUUAUUUUUACGUGUACAGAGGAAUAUGGAAAAUAUUUAAUUUUUAUCAAGUGAUUCUUUUGUAAAGCAGCGUUGUGUAGAAGCUGUCUACUAGCAGUACAAUGAAAUGUGGCAUUCAUCAAGCGGGGAGCCAAUAAAUGUCUGUAGGCUUGUUUUGUGA
This is a messenger RNA of Hippocampus zosterae (dwarf seahorse), 3319 nucleotides long. RefSeq names its product polo-like kinase 4 (Drosophila) (gene plk4). Lineage: Eukaryota; Metazoa; Chordata; Actinopteri; Syngnathiformes; Syngnathidae. The coding region runs from base 209 to 3082 and encodes 957 amino acids. Gene Ontology annotation, biological process: protein phosphorylation. Gene Ontology annotation, molecular function: protein kinase activity; protein binding; ATP binding. The transcript has 15 exons. The record is from RefSeq and is a predicted model, not a curated record.